CCUGUAUUUAGAAUUCGCGCGAAAUUGACGACGCUUUUCCGCGCGGUUGCAGUUGUGUCCAAGUGUGAAUGACUAAGAAGUAAGAAGCUGAAGCUCAUAUUUUAUUGGUUUCUGAUAGUAACAAUUCAUCACUAUGGGAAUUCACGGACUUGCAAAGCUCAUUGCAGAUCAUGCACCUUCGGCUAUCAAGGAGCAUGAAAUCAAAAGCUACUUCGGAAGGAAGAUUGCUAUCGAUGCCUCCAUGUGUAUCUACCAGUUUUUGAUUGCGGUUCGACAGGACGGUAAUGUGUUGCAGAAUGAAGAUGGAGAGACCACUAGCCACCUCAUGGGCAUGUUCUACAGGACCAUCCGAAUGCUGGAGAGCGGCAUCAAGCCGGUUUAUGUGUUUGAUGGGAAGCCACCUCAGCUCAAGUCAGGAGAGCUUGAGAAGAGAGUUGAGAGACGAGCAGAGGCUGAGAAACUUCUAGCUCAGGCACAAGAAGCAGGUGAACAGGAAAACAUCGACAAGUUUAGUAAACGACUUGUGAAGGUCACCAAACAACACAAUGAGGAAUGUAAGAAAUUACUUUCUCUAAUGGGAGUCCCAUACAUUGAGGCUCCAUGUGAGGCUGAGGCGAGUUGUGCUGCUCUGGUGAAAGCAGGGAAGGUUUAUGCCACAGCAACAGAAGAUAUGGACGGUCUGACAUUUGGAACAACAGUCUUAUUGAGGCAUCUAACAGCCAGUGAAGCAAAAAAGCUUCCCAUCCAAGAGUUUCACUUCAGUCGCAUUCUGCAGGAUAUGGAGCUGACACAUCAACAGUUCAUCGACCUGUGUAUCCUACUGGGCUGUGACUACUGUGGCACUAUAAAAGGAAUCGGACCCAAGAGGGCCAUCGACCUAAUUAAACAGCAUGGCUCUAUUGAAGAAAUUCUGGAGAAUAUUGACCCAAAUAAACACCCUGCUCCAGAGGACUGGCUGUAUAAAGAGGCUCGAGGUCUCUUCUUGGAACCUGAGGUCGUGGAUGGCACCUCUGUCGAUCUGAAGUGGAAUGAACCUGACGAGGACGGGCUAAUACAGUUUAUGUGUGCUGAGAAGCAGUUCAGUGAGGAUCGUAUCCGUAACGGCUGUAAGAAGAUCACAAAGAGCAGACAAGGCAGCACCCAGGGCCGACUGGACACGUUCUUUACUGUAACCGGAUCAAUCUCUUCUAAGCGUAAGGAGCCUGAAACAAAGGGAUCUGCCAAAAAGAAACAGAAGACAAGUGCUACGCCAGGCAAAUUCAAGAAGGGCAAAUGAAAGUGAUUUCUGCAAGACGAGUUCAUAUUUCAUAUUGUCAUUCUUAUUGCUAAAAAUAAAGUCACCAUUACCUUUUGAGUAUUUUAGGGGAAAUAUGUUUUAAAUACCCUGUUGUACUGUCUAUCUUGAAUAAAGACAAGUAUUUAAUGA
Danio aesculapii is the source of this 1426-nucleotide messenger RNA. RefSeq names its product flap structure-specific endonuclease 1 (gene fen1). Gene Ontology annotation, molecular function: magnesium ion binding; RNA-DNA hybrid ribonuclease activity; 5'-flap endonuclease activity. Lineage: Eukaryota; Metazoa; Chordata; Actinopteri; Cypriniformes; Danionidae. Gene Ontology annotation, cellular component: nucleus. Bases 134 to 1276 code for a protein of 380 amino acids. The transcript is spliced from 12 exons. The record is from RefSeq and is a predicted model, not a curated record.